AUGUUUCGAUACUUGAGGUUUCUCAAGAACUCCAUUAUGACAACCCCCAAGAAAUCCGUUGUGGCCAUCGUCGGCACUACGGGCGUCGGCAAGUCCAAGUUCAGUAUUGACUUGGCUCACGCCAUCAACGGUGAGAUCAUCAACGCCGACUCCAUGCAAGUGUACAAAAAACUUGACAUUAUCACCAACAAGCACCUGAUGGCGGAACGGGAGGGUGUGGCUCAUCACGUCAUGGACCAUGUCAACUGGAGUGAGGACUAUUUUAUCCAUCGGUACGCACAGGAAGCUAACGAGGCGAUAGAGCGGAUUCACGCCAUGGGAAAAAUCCCAAUCAUCAUCGGCGGCACCCACUACUAUCUCCUGAAAUUGUUGUUUAAGAACAAGACAGUGGAGGAUGGCCACGCACAACCGCUCACGGCGGCGCAAUUGGCGGUGUUGGAUGGACCGGUAGAAAGAAUUUUUGCUGAGCUCGAGCAGCACGACCCAGUAAUAGCCCAAAAAUUCCACCCCCAGGACCGACGGAAGCUACGGCGAGCGUUGGAGAUCUGGUACACGUUGAAUGAGAAGGCUAGUGACAUUUAUCGAGAGCAGAAACUCGAGGAAUUAGAGGACUCUUCGCUAAUGUAUAGCACGCUCUUUUUCUGGGUGUACAGCGACCCGGACGUGCUACGGGACCGGCUCGACGUGCGCGUGGACCUGAUGCUCGCGGCGGGCGCGGUGGACGAGAUCCGCGAGCUCUUUAAGUUCUACCGUGCGCAGUCACCGCCGCCCACGCUAACGAGCGGCAUAUGGCAGGUGAUUGGAUUUAAGGAAUUUUUGGGGUGGCUCGAAGCCCCCGAUGGUGAUACCACCGCCAAAAUCAAGUUGUGGGAGGAGGCAGUCGAGCGGAUGAAGAUCCGCACACGCCAAUACGCCAAAUCCCAGGUCAAGUGGAUCAAAAAGCUUCUCUCGGUUGAGCUCAUGAAGGAACAGCGAUUUGGGUUCAGGAAUGGCGGCAAACUCUACUUGCUUGACGCGACCGACUUGUCGCAGUGGGGCGAGAGAGUGCAGUCGCGGGGCGUGGGUAUCGCGCGGAAGUUUGUGGGCGGCGGGCCUGGUGCCGUAGACGUGGACCAGAAACCCGACACCAUCCAAGAAGGGAUCUUUCCAGAGGAGAAGGAUACAGCCAUCGUCAAUAGCAACAAAAGGUUGGAAUCAAGUAACAACUGGCAGCAUUUUUCCUGUAAUAUUUGCAAAGAUAAACUGGGAAACCCGGUGGUGGCGGUGGGAAAGGACAAAUGGGAGCUCCAUGUGAGCAGCAAACGCCACCGCCGGAAUGCGACCCGCCCGCACAAGCGGCCGCGUGUGGGGAGCGAGCCCGUCUAUGAAGGAGAGCCUAAGGACUCAAACCUUAAUUAAUAAUUGAUCCCCGUUUAAAUCCUCAACUACCCACAUCUCUUAUUGCCCGUGUAUUCUACAUCCUUCUAUAAGUACAUUCUAUAAAUCAUAAUUCGUUAGCUUUAGUCAACUUUAAGUUGAUUUCGUUCAACUUGGAGUCGAUCUGGUUGAGCUGGCAGGUUUUUUGCAAACUCAAGUUGUUCAAGUCAUCACUAGAACACCAACCACUUUUAACAAGCCGAUUUCUCGUCAAGUUGAACGUCUCGCUGAUGACGUUCUUCUCGUUCACCAAGUAGUUGAAGAAAUUCAUGAGGUUGGUAUGGUCGUCAUCACUGACGUAUCCGUUGAGGUUGCCAAAGUAGUUUUGUUCAAUCUUCAUUAAGUAGUCGUCUUUGCUGCUACUCAAUUUGUCCGACAACGUAAUAAUGGGCGAUGAGAACGGAGGGGUUGUAGGCGUGUGACACUUGAGUUUUGAAUCGUAGGUGGCGUUGGACCCGUUACUAUCUUGGCUCAAGGUCUUGAAAUGGCUCUGCAAUGGAUUCACCUGUGGUCUCUCGUGGGGCACUGUGACAGCGGCGGCGGGGGUGGUAGUGGCAGCGGUGGUACCAAAGAGCCCCGAGUUGAUGGUGGUACUCGAAGUUAUGGGUGCGGUGGCAGCGAUAUUGGUGGAUGACUUCGACAAGGACAACUUUCUCAUCGUCUGCUUGAAGCUCUUGAGACGGCGCAAUGGUGAGGUGUUGUUACUGUUGUCCUUAGCACCCAGGUUGGAGGUGGAGUUGGUGGUGGAGUUGGAAAUGGUGGGAAAAAGUUGGCUGUUGUCCAAGGUGAUGCUGGGACUGUCCAACUCGUAAGUCGACAAUGAACUGUGAUAAUUCUGAUAGAAAAACUGGUUUUCUUCAAAGGUGCCGUUGUUCUCCAACGAGCCAGGCCCACCUUUGUCACUGGCGGAGUUUUCUGCGUCGUCCAUGUCUUCGUCUUUGAGCGACCCCAGCGAUGUCAACGACUCAUUCAAAUCAUUUAUGUCGGGCAAUGGUGGCAACAAUAUCUCAGAGUUUUCGACCGCCCCGUACUCCCGGUGGGCGCCGGUGGCGGAUUCCUCGAGUACAAUACCCAAUCCUGUCAUGUUAAAGGUAGUUUAUGUGGAAAUGAUAUGUAUAACUUUUGGCGCUGAAAAAUAAAGUGGAAUGAUUUGGAAUUAUGGGUACACGAUGAGUUACAAUGGCGUGGAUUUCGAUGAAUAUGUUGUUGUUAUGGAUUGGAAAGGAUAAGUAAGGGGUUGUAUAAAUACUGGUAAAUUGAGAAAAGUAUGAACUAAGGAAAGAAACGGAUUGUUACUUAUAAGACCAAAUGCAACUGAGUGAAAAAUAUGUCCCCAAAAAAAUAUCAGCUUAAUUCCCUGAAAAUAAAAUAAAAUUAAUAAAACCAAAUUGGAUAAAGGAGUGUUUUCUCAUUUCAUGUGAGCCAAUAGCUACUUGAGCGAAACAAAGAAUGCACAUGGAAAUAAAGUACAACUUUGAUUCCUAUGCCCAAGCAGACCGUUGUAAAAUUUUCAAGUGGUAGAUAUAAUAUGGAAUGACAUAUCAUUCUGUUACAUAGGUGAACCCAUCAAAUUGUAAGAUGAUGACUUGCAAUAUUGAUGGCCAUUGAUGGUUGUCAGUGCCUCUCA
Molecule: messenger RNA, 3043 nt
Organism: Yamadazyma tenuis ATCC 10573
Lineage: Eukaryota; Fungi; Ascomycota; Pichiomycetes; Serinales; Debaryomycetaceae
Gene: RIM20
Product: pH-response regulator protein palA/rim20
Biological process (GO): tRNA processing; multivesicular body sorting pathway
Cellular component (GO): endosome
Molecular function (GO): protein binding
Source: RefSeq, a predicted model, not a curated record